This is a messenger RNA of Rotaria sp. Silwood2, 582 nucleotides long. The record is from the annotation of a GenBank genome assembly. NCBI's taxonomy places the organism in Eukaryota, Metazoa, Rotifera, Eurotatoria, Philodinida, Philodinidae.
AUGAACCAGCAUCGUGGUGGUAAAACUUGUCAGGUUAGUCUUAUACUGAAACCAAUUGAUUAUGGUCUAAAAUUAGCAGUCAGUUAUGACUUAAUUAUUAUAAUAUCAUCAUCAAGAUUUCGUGAGAAAUAUGUAGGAUGUAUUAGUCACAGAAUACAAAUAACCGAUAAAAAAUUUUGUCAAGAUGAUGUUUUUUAUCCAAUAGCAUGUUCCUCUUCAUCAUCAUCAUUUUUCGUUGAUGAUAAAUUACUUCAUAAUGAAUUAGAAAGAACUAGUGUAACAUCAACAACAGCAACGAGUCAAUUUUUAUGUAUUGAUCAUCAUUCUCAUUGUCAUUCAUUUGUUAAUGAUUUAUAUUUAAUUGAUACAAAUAACUUUUGCUACUAUCCAUCAAGUUCAUUUAUUGAUCCUUUACUAUCUAUUGAAGAUUUACGUGCACAUCUUGCUUCAGUUUAUAUUUUAAUAACUGGUUCUUCUUUAACAGAAAUUAACAAUGAAGAUGAAUCAUCAUUUCAACAUGAAACAAGUAUUAAAGAAGUUUUAAUUGACUUAAAUGAACAACAUUGUUCAGCAAUAUUAUGA